GAAAAAAAAAAAACAAAAAAAAAAAAACGAAGAAAUAAGUUACGACGACGCUACGACAACGACAAGAGUCGGAGAAAAAAAUUAAGAUCAGUCCAAUUGAAAAAAUCGAAUUGAACGGUGGUUUUGUUUGUCGACUACGGGCGCGCUACGUUUCGUUUUAAUUUUUUUUACUUUCCUGUAAACGACAGCAAGUGGAACGUAAAACGGUUAACAAUUGAUCGACGCGGGUUACGUGUGUUUGUUAUUGUUGUUACAUUGGUUGUUGUUAUUGCUUUGCCUUUUGGGCUUGAUUGUGGAGUUUGGAGUAGUUGGAGUAAUCAACGAACGUCCAGGCUAAAGUUUAUUGAGCCAUAAUUGGAAAAGAUUGCAGCUGAUUUUGACGCAUCAACAAAUCGUUGAAGGAUAACCAGAGUUACCAGCUUUAGCUUUUAUGCAGCUUCUGACAAAAGAUUUUUAUGCAACUCCAUUUGAAGAUAUCACCAAAUAACGUAACCGCCAAGUAGUUGGUUCAGAGGCAGGCCCAACCAUCAUUUGAAUUACAAGCAUUGAGGCGGUCCAAGUCCACUUGCAGCCGAUUUCCAAUAGUCAAAGGCAAAGAUCAUCACCAGCCAAGUGAAUUCAAUAAAUCUAAGAAACGACAACAACAGUAGGAAAGCGAACAUAACUAAAAUGGGUUCCGAUUGCGGUGUUUGGUUUGGCAAAUAUGUGCUGUGCAUAUUUAAUUUUGUAUUUUUUAUCCUUGGCACGAUAGUUCUGGGCACUGGCAUAUGGCUAGCCGUGGACAAGUCAUCCUUAAUCGCUCUAUUCAAAAUGGUUGAAAGUGAACACAUCAAUGAAUUCACCCAACCGCAGGUUAUCGAACAAAUGGCCUAUGUUCUAAUCGCCAUCGGUGGCUUCAUGUUUUUAAUGAGUUUCCUGGGCUACUGCGGCGCCAUACGGGAGUCAAGAUGUUUGCUAACAACGUAUGGAGUCUUUAUGAUUUUGUUGCUCAUCGCCGAAAUUGUUGCCGGUGGCUUGGCGGCUUUCUACAAAGAAACGGCCCGCAACGAAAGUAAAGGCUUUUUACAAUCGACCAUUACCAAAUACUACACCAGCUCUGAACACACCGAUGCCGUGACCCUGAUGUGGAACCAAAUGAUGACAACCUUCGGCUGUUGUGGUGUCGUCGAUUAUCGUGAUUUUGAACAAUCGCCUUCGUGGUUGACCAGCAAGGGUAAUCGCACCAUACCGGAGGCCUGCUGUCGUUUGAAGGAUAUCAAGAAUUUGAUACCUGAAGAUGAGUUCUGUGUGACAAAUCCCAGUGAGGCAAACAGUUUCUACAUGAAGGGCUGCUAUGAAACCUUCACCGACUGGAUCAUCAUACAUCGUGAAAUUAUUAUUGGCGUUCUGGCCGGUGCGGGCAUCAUCCAUCUUUUGGUUAUUUUCUUGGCCUUCUGUCUUUCCAAAUCCUUUGCCAAAUAUCAUGGCAUGAGACUGUAAACCAUGGAAAGCAAAUAAUUUUUCUUCAAAAAAAAAAAGCUGAUGAAACUCUGCCUUUAUUUUCUACACACUUUGAUACUAAAAUCUAUUUUUUUUUUUUCAACUUUAUUACUUUUUAUUAUUAUUUACAAAAAAAAUGGAAAAGGACCAUUUUACAAAGUCAAUAAAUAAUUUUAAUUAUUUAAUAUGAUUUCCCUUUUUGAAAACCUUCUCCUAUCCUACCUUGAUUAACCUUUUCUUUUCAUUUUCCAAAUUUGACAAUUGAAAUCAAAGACAUCAGAAAAAAAAAUAUUGUUAUUUAUUUAAGUUAAAAAACAAAUUUUAAUAAUGAAAUAUUUGAAAUAUAAACAAGUGUUUUGAUAACAUUCAUAAAAAUAAAAUAUUACCCCUUACUCCUCCCCCAACCCCCAAUAAUGCCAAGCUACAAAAAAGACAAGACAAUAUCUCUUUGUUUAGAUGACCCAAAAAAUAUCUUUCAAACAAAAAAGAGAAUUCGUUUUAAUUAAAAUAACCCCCAAUUUCGUUAAGUUUAUUAUUAUUUUUUAAUUUCUUUUUUGUUUUAUAUUUUAUUGUAUUUUUUUCUUUUUGCAAAUAUUUUUUUCUUAUAGUCUUAGAAUCUUAUUAUUUUAUUAUAAGACAUUCGUUUUGUAUUAUAUUGAAAAA
Musca domestica (house fly) is the source of this 2142-nucleotide messenger RNA. RefSeq names its product tetraspanin-18. The transcript is spliced from 10 exons. Gene Ontology annotation, cellular component: membrane. The record is from RefSeq and is a predicted model, not a curated record. Lineage: Eukaryota; Metazoa; Arthropoda; Insecta; Diptera; Muscidae. Bases 670 to 1479 code for a protein of 269 amino acids.